Anopheles aquasalis is the source of this 1900-nucleotide messenger RNA. RefSeq names its product lactosylceramide 4-alpha-galactosyltransferase-like. Gene Ontology annotation, biological process: glycosphingolipid biosynthetic process. Gene Ontology annotation, molecular function: alpha-1,4-N-acetylgalactosaminyltransferase activity. The record is from RefSeq and is a predicted model, not a curated record. NCBI's taxonomy places the organism in Eukaryota, Metazoa, Arthropoda, Insecta, Diptera, Culicidae.
UUGGGGUUUUCAUGAAACCCGUGACUUUUUUUCGGUUUUUACAGUAAUUCCGGUCUAAGUGAACGUAGAAAAUGCCUUAAAUUAACUUGUGCAACAUACAGAAAGUAAAGCUGUUACUGUAGUCCGGAAAAUCUCGAUUUGAAUCUCAUUAAACCAAAAAAAACAGCACCGAUGAAAUCAUCGUGGAUCCUGCCGAAGCGCUACAAAGGAAAAAUAUGCGCUUUUCUGCUGCUUUGUCUCAUGUUGUACAUUUUUGUGUACCAACUAUCGCGGGGCCAACCCAUUCCAAGCUGCUUCCAGCUGAUGCCGGAUGAUGGCCAGGAACUCCUUGACGACGUACAGCAGGCCACCGUGCAACCUAGCACGGAUGGGCGGAACAUUUUCUUUCACGAGACAUCCUGCUCGACGGAUGGGCUCGUCCGGCUGACUGCAAGGCAGGCAUGUGCGAUCGAGUCAGCUGCCCGGGCCAAUCCGGAUUGGAACAUCUUCGUACUGUUCGCCGCACCCGUUGGAUUUGAGAGUAAUAGUAGCAUCAGCACCAGCACCGGUAGUACGUUACCGCGAAUCAUCGAAUCGCUGCUCGAGUACCGGAACGUGCACUGGCGGUUCGUAAACCUUACGACAUACGCCAUCGGUACUCCGCUCGAAGAGUGGAUGCAGAGUGGAGAAAUUUACCGGUCGCACUUCAUGAACUCCCAUCUUUCCGAUGUGAUGCGCUACCUAACGCUGUUCAAAUACGGUGGAACCUAUCUGGAUCUGGAUGUCAUCGUGAAGAAACCGUUCGGAGCGCUGGAACCAAAUUACGCCGGAGCCGAAUCGGUUCGGUGGGUUGCCGCUGGUGUGAUGAACUUCGAACCCACGGGACAUGGUCACGAGCUGGCCGAAAUGUGUGUACGGGAUCUGUUGGCCAAUUUUAAUGGUAAAGAUUGGGGCAACAAUGGCCCCGGCGUGAUAACACGGGUGCUGAAAAAGUACUGUGAUGCCCGCACGACCGUUCAUAUGACGCGCGAACGGUGCCGGCACUUCACCGUGUACCCACCAAAAGCCUUCUACGCCAUCAAUUUCGAUGAUUUUAAGCAUUUUUUCGAAGAGUCCUAUCUCGAGCCUGCGCUGGCUGCGCUCAAUCAAUCGAUUGUAGUGCACGUGUGGAACAAAUUUAGUAAAUCCCAUCCAGUGAUCGUUGGAUCACGCGUAGCGUACGGUGUAUUGGCCGACCAGUACUGUCCCAAAGUGUACCGUUCGUGCGGUACUGUAUUUUAGUAAGCCGUUCCUUUGACUAUCUCUUCUCUCAGAAGGUGCUGAUUGUAGAAUAUCGUUUAUAUUAUGAACUCAUCUCUUUCAUUGAAUGGAUUUUAUUUAUUUUGAGGCAUUUAAUAGAACUAUGGAACUAAAUGUUAAUGAUAACACUACUACCUUCUUUUUUGUUAAAGUUCUAUGAUGCUAUUGCUGAGCAUAUUUUACGAUGCUUUUUUUCGAUGAUAUUUAAACGAACAAAUGGUGCAUUUAUCUGUUAGGUUUCAUUGAAUUGUUUAUCAAUUACAGUUCAGUCACAUUACAUCAACCGUCCCUUUUAUGCUGAUUGAUUUGGUUUUUGUUUUUCACUGGAACACAUUUAACUUUGGUUGAGUUUGAUCAGAGCUCUAAUCCAAUUCUUCUAACUGACAGUAAGCUAGCCGUAGCUCGAAUAUUUUUCAAGAAGUAUAUUGAAACGUAAAACUUUUGACUUCAAAACCAAAUCUUCACGAAAUAAUUUUAACAUUGGAAUCGCUCAAAUUUACAAUCUCAAUAUAUUGAAGACAUUCUAUUAUGUUGUCCUGCUUCAUAUACUGAUCUUUCCGUCAGACUUGGUGUUUUUGUAAUUUCGUUUCAGUAUUAAAAUAUUAGUAAAUUAAAAAGAAAA